GCCCUGUUCAUUCAUUGUUCGUACAUUGGUGGUGUAAUACUUUUGUGAGAGUGCGGUUUUGUUCAUUGAAAAAUCACACCGUCGCCAUCUUUACUUUUCUUUACUAGAAAAAACUGAAAAAUUGUGAGAGUGCAUUCUUCAAUAGAAGAUAUUUUGCAAAGAUUUGAAUUAAGCUAGUACUUUGAUUCCUAAAUUAAUAAAGUACUCGCUUGUUCAGUAUUGGUUGAUUUUGUGUGCUUUAUUGAUUAGUCAGACAACUUUUGACUUCUAAAUUUAAAAUUUUGUAAUUCCGAAUGUCUCCAAGCGUUAAACAAGUAAAUAACAGUAAUAAUAAUAGAAAAAUGGCAUUCCGUGGUAACCAAAAUCGCAAUCGCAAUUUCGGCGGUAAUAACUAUGGUGGAGGCCCAAUGGGUGCCAACCGCAUGGGGAAUAUGAAUAUGUCGCCGUGGGAUACCCCAAAUUCCGGAGGUAACUUCAGUGGUGGCAACAUGCGUCAAGGCGGCGGUGGUCAAGGCAUGAAUGCGCAGGCUAUUAGUCUAGCCAACAAUUUGUUAAACAACUUGUUUAGAAAUCAAAAUCCCCCAUCACUGUUAGAUCUGCCACGUGGUGGUGGCGGCGGUAUGGGCAAUCGCAAUCAGCGCGGCGGACCGAUGGUCAAUCGUGGCGCUCCUGGCAAUCGCAUUAAUAAUCGCCGUGUUCAAGGAGGUUUUCAAAACCGUGGCGCAGCUGGUGGUAAAUCAGCUCAAAAGCAAGGCGCUGGCGGAAUUCGCAAGCAGAAUGCUUUCGAUCGUGCUAAGAAACUUUUGGCUAAAAAUGCCAACAAUAACAAAAAGAAGGAUACCGCUUCUGGCGAUAAAAAAACUGAGAGCAAGGAAUCACCCUAUGCCAGCGUACCCAACGACAUGUUCUAUUGCCAUUUGUGUAAGAAGCAUAUGUGGGAUGCCAACUCUUUCGAAAAUCACAUUAAGGGACGUACUCAUUUGAUGAUGCGUGAGGGCAUUGAAGAGAGCUACCGUUUAAAGGCCAAUAUGAUUCGCCAGGAAGCUAAGAUCGCCGAGCAAUUGAAAUCUAUUGAAUUGGAUCGUUUGAAGCGCAUGGGCAAGACCAAGCAACGCCAAUUGGAAUACUGUACUAUGUGCGAUUUGAACUUCCAUGGUCAUAUUUCUGCUCAUCGUAAAUCAGAGGGUCAUUUGAGUUUGAAGAAAUUCCUACAUCCAAAAUGUAUUGAGUGCAACAAGGAAUUCGCUACUCGUAUUGAUUAUGACACACAUUUGUUGUCGGCUGAUCAUUUGCAGAAGGCUGCUGAGAAGAAUACCAAGGUGGGUGAACGCAAACGGAAUACUUUGACUAUUCAUACGGAAGAGGAAGAGGCGAAGGACUUGCGUCCACCUCAAAAGAAGAGGAAGAGGCCAGCUGCCAAAAAGGCUGAGAAUGAAGGUGAAGUUAAGAAAGAGGGAGAAGAAGGAGCUGAAGGCGAAGAGGCCGAAGGUGAGGAGGCUGAGAAGAAAGAAGGUGAAGAGGGCGCUGAUGAAACCAAAGAGGGUGAUGAAUUGAAUGAAACUCAAGAAGAGGAAGAAGUCGCUUUGCCAGUAGACCCAGAAGAUUGCAUUCUUGAUUUUUGUGAGGGUGAUGAGAUCCCGACUGAAGUGGAUAAUCGUCUGCCCAAAUACAAUUGGACACGUUCAGUGGGUAAUGGUCUUAUCACCAAAUUGGAGUGCUUUGAGUGCUCGUUGUGUGGUAAAUUCUUUGAUACAGAAAAAACGGUGGAGGUACACUCUCGUACUGUUACUCAUCACCGCAACUUCUUGAAGUUCAUCAACGAGAAGUCGAGCGAUACUAAGAUUGCUCAGAAACGCGCAGCUGCUGCUCAAGAAGAGAGCGAGCGCAAGAAGCGUAAGCUGGAAGAAGCUGAGGCAGCAGCAACUGCUGAAGUAAAGAAUGAAAACGGCGAAGCCGCUGAGGGUGGUGAGGGUGAGUUGUAUGACCCUUCGGAAGCCACUGGGGAUGAUGAAGAUGUUGAAAUGAAUGAGAAUGGCGAAGGCGCCGAAGGUGAGGGUGAAGGUGAUGAAGCUGAAGAAGAGGGUGCUGGUGAUGAAGAAAUGGAGGCACAAGAAAAUGAGGCUGAAGCUGAACCUGAGCCAGAGCCAGAACCGGAGCCAGUUAAAGAACAACCAAAGCCCGAACCUGUUAAGACACCUGCUAAACCUGCUCCAGCAACACCUACACCAUCCACGCCUGCAGCUGAUAACUCACCAGCCAAAAAGGCAACACCAGCUCGUGCAGCCCCAAAAGCAACGCCGCGUGGUCGUGGACGUGGGCGCUACAAUCGUUACUAAGAAAAUAGUUUGGGUGUAGACAUGACAUUAUUUACAUUCGUCAGCAUUGAGACACUUUUAAACUUCAUCAAUAACAAAAAUAUAGAUUAACGUAUUACUAGAGCAAAAUAAAUAAUUUCCACUAUUUAAGUUUAGUUGUAAUUCUUUCCAACAAUUAUACCAGAAAACGUAUGUUUGCAACUUGACAAGAUACAUAAAUACAAUAAACUGAAACAAUAUUUCAAUAUA
This is a messenger RNA of Anastrepha ludens (Mexican fruit fly), 2564 nucleotides long. RefSeq names its product zinc finger protein on ecdysone puffs (gene Pep). Lineage: Eukaryota; Metazoa; Arthropoda; Insecta; Diptera; Tephritidae. The record is from RefSeq and is a predicted model, not a curated record. Gene Ontology annotation, cellular component: nucleus. The transcript has 5 exons. The coding region runs from base 294 to 2336 and encodes 680 amino acids.